AUGAAAGAAGAAGCACAAAAGAAAUUGGAAUUGACAAAGAGAUUGUUCAAUGCUUUACAAGUUGUUUUGUAUGAAACCAACAACCUUCUUGACUGGGAGGAAUACUACAAUGAAGCUACGAAAGAGGAAGAAAAUAAUGAGGAGAAGGAAAAGGAUGGGAAAGAAGAAGAAGCUUGAAGAAAAAAUUUUUUUGA
This is a messenger RNA of Meloidogyne enterolobii, 194 nucleotides long. NCBI's taxonomy places the organism in Eukaryota, Metazoa, Nematoda, Chromadorea, Rhabditida, Meloidogynidae. The record is from the annotation of a GenBank genome assembly.